UGCCAAUUGUGCGAUGUGCCAUCUCUAGCGCGAAAUAAGCAACGCCAAAGCAAAAAAGCAAAGCAAAAAAGCAAGGCGAGAGCAUCAAGUGCAGAGAAAAUCCGCACACAUUUAGUUAGUUUCCGUGGAGGAACACCUCCGAUUCUAAAGGAGAUUGCAUACCGAAGAUCGCUAAAGGGAGAUCCUGACAAAUACACUCGCUAUCCUUUUCAUCGAGUGUGCGAGAGUGUGUGCGUGCUUGUUUCUACACCUAUACACCCCCGUUGAAGUGUGGGUGUGUGCGUGCAUCUCGACGAGAACCAACGAAAGUCGCUCUUUUUCUGGAAUAAACAAAAACAAAACACCUAAAUGUGAACUAAAGGAAUCGGUUAAAAGGAUAGGGAUCAAUAUCUAGAUCCGAACCAGGAUCCAUUAACAAAGCAGCAGUGAAUUCCCCAGCAGAAGCAACAUGUCUUCGUCGACGUCAGAGCGCAAGCGCUACCACAAGGAUAACGCGCCCACAGACGAUAUCCUGACGCUAAUCAAUCUGGUGCGCCAGAAUCCGGCCCUCUACAACUACAAGCUGCAGCCGAACCAGCGACGCCGGUCCGAUGUCCUCAACGGCUGGCAGGAGGUCGCCCAGCAAAUUGGAAACAAGUACACGGUGCAAGAGGUGCGUCGCAAGUGGAAGAACCUGCGGGACACGUUCCACCAGUACCGCCUGCGCACGCCCAAAUACAUCGAGGGCCGUCUGUCCAAGUGGCGGUACGCCAAGGAGCUGGACUUCCUGUCGACGGUUUAUCAGCCCAAGUUGAAGUCGCACCGGAAUACGCAGAGCGGUUAUGAGACGAGCGGCGGAGGAGGCGGUGGUGGUAGCACCAAUAGCACCAGCUUGCCAAUCGGAUCGAUGCUGCAUCUGAAACAGCAAGUGGUGGACGACGACGACGACGAGGUGGUGGACGAUGACGGGCAGUCGGAUCACGACACGGCCACCUUGUCCUCGCAUCACGGCGCCUCGCAGAUCACACUGGUCAGCGAUGAGGCGGAGACCUUCAUCCUGACCGCCUACGAGGAGGGCGUGUCGGACGACACGGUUUCGCCGCAUCAUCACCACCAUCAUCACGGCCAUCACCACCAGCAGCAGCAGCAUCAUCACCACCAGCCGCACCACCAUCAUCAUCACCAUCAGUCGCAGCACGAUGGCAGCAUCUCGAGCAUUGAGCUCUCCCAGAUUGCGCACGACGAUGAUGUGGUCGACGAUGUCGACGACGACGACGAUGUGGUCGACCACGAUGGCCAGGUGGAUAUUGUGAAGCACGAACUGGAAGAGGACGGAGCCACUGGCGCCGAGGUGGACUACGAGGAGGUGUGCCUGUACGAGGAAGCAAGCGGUGCCCACGUCGACUGCGAAAUGGGCGUGAGCGAUGCCGUCGACGGGAGCAGCGAUGUUACACAUGGCAAGGGCUUCCACUACAUCGAUGCCCAUGACUUUUGCAUAUCGGACAUUGAGCCGCAACCUGUGCGGCUGUCCAGCCAACACCAGUUCGCGAGCAGCGGAGCGUCGGGUAACGCCUCGAACAGUGUUCUCGCCGGCGGCGCUUUGGUGGGCGACGGCAAGCUCAAGAAUCUCACGCUGGUCACGACCACAGCGGCGUCUUCAGCGCCGUCGGCAGGCGGUCCAUCCAAUCGCCACGAUUCCUCGGCGUCCACACAGCACAUUUCGCUGGUGGAUGUCACCGAGGCAACGAGCACCAGUGUAACGAUUUCCAGCACGCCGGCGAUUUCGCUGAACGCCGCUACAGUGACAACCACACCGGCAGCGGCGCUAUGCAACACCACAUCCUUCACGUCCACACCGACGGCCACGAUCCUUCAGCUGCCCGCCCUCAGUUGCGGUGGAUCUGGGCAGCCGUUGGCCGUCAGUGCGGCGGCCAGCAGCUCGAGCAUUCUCGUCAAGGAGGAGGAGCUGCAUCAGCAGCAUCAAGUGGCCCAGGCGCUGGCCAAGCGUGAUGAGCUCGACCUGUUCUUCGACUUCCUGAAGAAGAAGAUGCAGUGCUUCAGCAAAACGCAGAUCACGCACAUUCAGAUGGAGUUCCUCAACUGCGUCAGUCGGCAGGAGGCGGCCGAGCAGGAUGGCAAGGAUUAAUUCAGAUCCUAAACCUUAUCCCCAUCCCCUCCCCACAACACAGAGCUCCAAUCCCUGAGUAGUUGCUUAGUUUUUCCAUGUAUAGGAUUAGGACCCGUACCGUUUACCAGUUUGCAAGUUCGCGGCUCCCGUGUUCUUUAGAUAGCUUUAUCCUCGACUCACAAAAAUCCGGAACCCCGAGUCCCUCGGCCCUAAGCACCAGCCAAUCGCCCCUACAUACAUAUAUAUAAUGUAACCCAGCGUUAUAAACAAUUGUAAUUGAAUUUAUACAUAAUUGUAAAAUAAAUCGAUUCUCAGAAAUGAUACAAGAUGCUUGGGGUUCAACGCAAGAUAUUGUACAAUUUGGGAAUUUGUUAAAUCGGUUAAUUCGGUUCGCAGUAAUAAAAUAAGCUGGUGAAAAAAAAAAACACCCAAAUUGUAAAUCUUAUAUACGGAAAAUUGGCCUAACAUCAAUUAACAUAAGUUUUAAAGUGUAAAUUACAAAUUGUUUGGAUAAUUUUAAACCACGAAAUUAAGAUAAGUACUUGAUAGAUUGCUUUACAAUAUCACGAAUUAUUUGAAAAUAAAUAAAUGAAGAAACUCCUU
Messenger RNA from Drosophila ficusphila, 2710 nucleotides. RefSeq names its product lateral signaling target protein 2 homolog. The transcript has 2 exons. The record is from RefSeq and is a predicted model, not a curated record. Bases 449 to 2125 code for a protein of 558 amino acids. Lineage: Eukaryota; Metazoa; Arthropoda; Insecta; Diptera; Drosophilidae.